Messenger RNA from Arachis duranensis, 1740 nucleotides. RefSeq names its product protein SENSITIVE TO PROTON RHIZOTOXICITY 1. The record is from RefSeq and is a predicted model, not a curated record. Bases 145 to 1653 code for a protein of 502 amino acids. The transcript has 2 exons. Gene Ontology annotation, biological process: response to aluminum ion; response to acidic pH. NCBI's taxonomy places the organism in Eukaryota, Viridiplantae, Streptophyta, Magnoliopsida, Fabales, Fabaceae.
CUUUUAUAGUUUUAUUUAUUUGUUUAUCUUUAACUGGUUCUCUCUCUAAAAUAGUAAAAUAAAAAAUGGAGCUUUCAGCUUAGAACUUAGAGCAUCCAUCGAGUUUUGAACCUGGAUCUUGAUUACAGAGAUAUAUAGUUUAAAAUGGAUAGGAAAGAAAGCCUUUGUACUAACACCUGGACAGAGCCGUCUUCCUUAACUAAUUGGGGAAAUGGAUUGCAGACAAACUUGUCCCCUGAUCCUUCAAUUUCAGAUUAUGGGGAAAGGGUAGAAGCACCUUUCAAAGAUUUUAACCAACCCUCUCAAAUGCAGUCUCUACUUUCCAAGAAUGUCAUUAAGAUUGCUGAUCAAGAAAACUGUCCACCAAAUGACUCAUCUCAAACCAGUAUACUCCAAAAUUGGGAUGCCAGUGUGAUGUUAAAUAAUCUUUCCUUCUUGGAAAAAAAGGUUCAUCAACUUCAGGAGUUAGUGUGCUUGAUUGUUAGUAAAAAGGGCCAAACUUUUCGACAGCCUAAUGAACUGUUAACUCAGGAACAACAGCUCAUUACUGCUGAUCUUACAUCAAUUAUUGUUCAGUUGAUCUCUUCUGCAGGUAGUCUUCUCCCUUCUGCCAGACAUACCCUUACAAAUACCAGUCCAUUGGUUCAACAGCUUUGCCAGCUUCAGGGGAUUACGGUUCCUUUUGCGUCCGGCUCAGGCCAAAGUAGUGUUCAACCACAAAAUAAUGGGGCAGAUAAAUUAUCUGAGAGCUCACUGAAGAAUGGUCUACCAAAUAAUUGUGAUCUGGAGCAAAAGUACAAUGUGGAAGAACAUGAAUUGAAGGAUGAGGAAGAUGCUGAUGAUGGAGAAAACCUCCUGCCUGGUUCCUAUGAGAUUUUACAAUUAGAAAAAGAAGAAAUCCUUGCCCCACAUACACAUUUCUGCACAAUUUGUGGAAAGGGAUUCAAGAGAGAUGCAAAUCUCCGAAUGCACAUGCGAGGCCAUGGUGAUGAGUACAAAACUGCAGCUGCUCUUGCAAAACCUCAUAAAGAAUCUGAGUCACAACCUAAGCUUAUCAAGAGGUAUUCUUGCCCCUAUGCUGGCUGCAAGCGUAACAAGGAUCACAAAAAAUUUCAACCUCUGAAGACAAUAUUGUGUGUCAAAAAUCAUUACAAAAGAACACACUGUGACAAGAAUUACACUUGCAGCAGAUGCCACAUAAAGAAGUUUUCAGUCAUGGCGGAUCUUAAAACUCAUGAAAAGCACUGUGGCAAGGAUAAAUGGCUUUGUUCAUGUGGCACAACAUUUUCAAGGAAGGACAAGCUUUUUGGACAUAUUGCUCUUUUCCAAGGCCAUACACCGGCCAUUCCCAUGGAAGACAAUAAAAGAACAACAGGCCUUCCAGACCAAGAUAAUAGCAAAGCAGAAGUUAUGAGCUUCAGUUCUGGAUUAAAUCCUUCAACUGAAAAUGGAGUUCAAAAUGUCAUGGAUGUAAAAGGAAACAUUGAUGAUCCUAUUACUUGUUUCUCUCCAUUGAACUUUGAAGCUAACUUUGGUGGCUUUAAUGAAUUCACUCAACAUCAAUUUGAUGAUGGCUCGGAAGGUUCUUUCUCGUUUCUCAUCCCUGGAUCUUUCAAAUCUGGAGAAGUAUCAAGCUCUGAUAAUGUGGUUUGACUAUUUGUACUAUUGUUGGUUUAGUUAAUAUCUCUCUUUUGUUCUUCAUUGUGAUAGGAAUAAAAUUUACUUGUGAAAUAGCUUUAA